Coregonus sp. 'balchen' is the source of this 3230-nucleotide messenger RNA. The record is from the annotation of a GenBank genome assembly. Lineage: Eukaryota; Metazoa; Chordata; Actinopteri; Salmoniformes; Salmonidae.
CAUUCAGCCCAGCCUGAGACUCGGCAGGUGAAAGGCAUUGUGGGAAAGUUGAUCUAUUUUCCAGAGACGGUGUUGAAUUCUGGCAAUUUACUUUAUGGAGACCUUGGCAAUAUUGCACAGGUGUACCCUGUUAAACAAAGUAAUACCAACCUUGUGAAUAGAUUUAAAAACCGCCUUCACUGGAACAAUGUUACUGGAUUCUUCACUUUGUCAGACCUACAAAUAGAGGAUUCUGGGGUUUAUACUGUGGAGAAUGCAGUUAAAGAUGAAGAGAAGACGACACAUACAUUUCAGCUGACUGUGUACUGUAAGUGUGUGUGUGUGUUGUAAAUUACUAAAUCAUUAAAGUGGCACUCAGCAGCAGAAACAAUACUAAAGUGGUCGCUUUAUUGGUUUGGUAAAAAGCUGAGGAAUGGGGCUGGAGAAAUGUAACCACUCUCAAAUUCAUAGAGCUAUGGUUGCAAGGACUGAUCAACCAUUAUAUAAGAAGUAUAGUUUUAACCAUGUUUUGUGACUAUAUAUUGUUUGUUUACAAUUGCUUUGUUUACAAACACCGGAGUAAAACAAGCUUAUGUGUUCUCUGACAGAGACUAAGCUCAUGAGGCAUUUAUAAGUUAUAUUCUUCAAGAAUCAAUGGGUACAUAUAAUUAAUUUAUAAGUCCAAAAAUGGAUGUAGCAACUGUUCUUUGCCACUUUAAAGAAGUUCCAUUUCACCAAUUCCCAUUUAUUCAUUAUUUUCUUCCAGAUGUUCUGUCCAAGCCUCAGGUGACGGUCCAUGACAACAGCUCCUGUAGCGUGGUGUGUUCUGUGGAGAAUGGGAGAGAUGUGACCCUGUCCUGGUAUAGAGGAGGGAAGCUACUCAACCGGCGCAGCAGCCCUGACCUCAACAUCACCCUCUCUCUACCUCUCAAGGUGGAUGAACAGAACGGAGACUCUUACAGAUGUGAGGCUGCCAACCCAGUCAGCAAGGAGACCACUGUUACACAUUUCUGUAUAGAGAGUGAUCCCUCCAAGGUGGCAGGUACAAUUUUUUUUUUACAGUAGCAAUGUUAAAUUGCUGAUAUCCAGACAAUAUCAAAUUCAAUAUGAAACAAUAAGUAUGGUAGAGCUCAUUUUAUGAAACACAAUGUUUUAAUUAAAAUAUUGUUUUCUCUCUUUUUACUUUAGAUGGUGAUGAGAGGACUCGAGGUUUUCUUAUUAUUGCUGUAAUCUGCGUUUUGUUUGCCUCAGGACUUGUUGGACUUGCAAUUUAUCUUAAGAAGAGGAGAAACGGACAAUCACAAGCAGGUAUUCAUCUUUUAGUGAGGUGAGGUCAUUCUCCUUGUCAAAGUCAAAUAAUAAUCAAGGAUAGUGUUUUGGAAAAGGAAGGAAAUGUUUGCCUGAACAAUGGAUGCAGGUCAAAUGAAGAGACAUAUCUUCCACACUUCCUCUGCUUGGUCAGACAGUUACAUUAUCUCUGACCACUUCUCUAAAUGUUGAAAAAGCAGAAGGCAGACACACACACACACACACACACUCUGACAAUCAUUACUAUAUAGCUUCUCUGGCACCAAAAAGACAGCUAACACAGACACAGGUACCCAUUGUAACAUGAGUCCUUAGUGUUUGCAGAACCUGUCUUGGGUUGAGCAUUUGUGCAUAUCUAUCAGUUACUCCCACCCACACUGUAUAUUUCAUUUCCUUUAUUUGCCUUUAUAGAUUCACCUGAAAGAAAGCAAGAUGACAUUGACUACGCAGAGAUAACUCUAAUUAAACCAGCAGAUAACCAGGUUAGUAAUAAUGCUACAGGCUGAUAAACAUUGGAGAUGUAAUACAGCAGUUUUGUUACAACUAUAGCCUUUAGCGCUGUGCCAGUGGGUGAAUGUGGUCUUGAGUUGCACAGACAACCUGAGUUUAAUAACCGUCCUGAUGUCAUUGCAACCAGUUUUGCCCAUAUGAAAUGGUCGUUUUGCACAAUGAGAAGCCACCCUGCAUAUAUUUUUUGCUUUCCUACACCCCCCCCCCCUCCUCUUUGCUUGUCCCUCUCAAUCCUUCCCUCCCCACCUCCCUCCCUCUUCCUGUCUAGGAGGAGCGAACAGGUAUACAAGGACUGAAGUCGGUUAGAGACAACCCUAACCUUAUAUUCGUUUAUGAUACACUCCAAUUACAUCGCAUGGCUGCCAGCGAGGAUGUUAACACUGCAUGAAGGAGCAAAACAGGAAGGUUCUGAGAGGGUGACAUGAUCAUUCACAUCCAAGAGAAGGCUUUACAUCCUAAAGAGGAUGUUAAGACAAAAUUAUAGUAAAUAUUCAUCUAGAAAACGUAAUGGAGGCAUAGUUGUUACUGGAGAAAAUUCCCAUUUAACCAUUGCGAUGUUGUUGUCAUUUCAGACUUCCUUUGUUGGUCAUUCUCAGUCUUUUGUUGAAUUGGGGCCUUGAUGAGAUUCACUGAUACAGACAAAUUCAAUAGCAAUGCCUAGGGUUAUUAGUAGGAUUAUCCCUCUUUUCAAGUGCACAUUGUCCCAAUUUAUAGGUUAAAACAAAUGGAACCUAUCUUUUAAUCAAAUUCACUAGUGCGUUUGCUAUGCUAAUGCUGGGCCAAAGCUUCUUUUCAGUAUUGUCUGUUCUGUUUAAAUGUAGGUGCCUGCCCUGUAUCUUUUUAUAGCUGGUCAUUGUUUAGCUUGCCAUUGGAUAGCAGCAGUGUACAUGCAAAGCAGAUGUUUGGUGAGAUAAAGCCACCUACUCCUUAGAAGCAAUGGCUGGUAGCCUAUGUUGGAAAACAAAAAGUCCAUAGGUUGAUUUUUUUUCCUUUCACCAUGUAGAUUCUAUUGAAACAUUUCUGAGGGGUAGGUCUUUAUUUGCCUUUUGACUCAUAAAGUGAUCUUUGGUGACAUUAUACUCAUUUAUUUUCGCAAAAUGCGAAUUAUUAUUAUUAAGUGUAGUUCAGAUCUUGCUUUGAUGACAACUGUGUGCAUGCAUUUUGAAUGUACGAAAUUAACAGUUUAGUUUAUUAUGAUGGACCAUUUAUUGCUUGUCCUUAUCUACACAGUAUGUAGCUCAUCAUCUCUUAAUACAAUCACUCCCUCCUGCACGCUCCUGCAGACACUCCUUCUAUUACAGCAUUUUGUGCUCCAACUACAUUAGCCCACAUAUAUAACUGUGAAAAAAUACAAAAUCUACUGACACCAUAGUGAGUUGUUGCACUGGAGGCUAUUUCAUUUUUAUACAUUUGUAUUUCAGAGUAGUUACUGA